This is a messenger RNA of Medicago truncatula (barrel medic), 426 nucleotides long. RefSeq lists its product as uncharacterized. Gene Ontology annotation, molecular function: nucleic acid binding; zinc ion binding. NCBI's taxonomy places the organism in Eukaryota, Viridiplantae, Streptophyta, Magnoliopsida, Fabales, Fabaceae. The coding region runs from base 1 to 426 and encodes 141 amino acids. The record is from RefSeq and is a predicted model, not a curated record. The transcript is spliced from 3 exons.
AUGGUGACUAGUGAUGAUCAGAAGGUCAGGUUGGCUACCCACAUGCUUGCUGAGGAAGCUGAGUUUUGGUGGACUAAUGCUAAGGGGAGACUUGAGGUCGGUGGAGAGGUUGUGACUUGGGCUAGGUUCAAGACCGAGUUUUUGAUGAAAUACUUUCCUGAGGAUUUGAGGACUAGAAAGGAAGUGGAGUUCUUGAACUUGAAUGAUUGCAAAAAGGACGAUAGUUGUUUCAAGUGUGGGAAGGCGGGUCACACGGCUUUUGAGUGUAAGAAUGUUGCGAAGGAUGUUACUUGUUACAAUUGUGGUGAAGCAGGUCAUUACAGUAAUAAGUGUACCAAGCUGAAGAAGGCGGCGGGAAAAGUGUUUGCAUUGAAUGCAGAGGAAGUGGAGCAGUCGGAUAAUCUUAUCCGAGCAUUAACUGUUUAA